CUCAGCCAACCAAAGCGUGGUUCCUGGUAUCCAUCACUGUGCGCUUUUGGUUGUCAGACACUCGGGAAGGUCAUGGCUGACUUUGGGUCUGAUAUUGACCUGUCUGGGGUUGACCCGAGCCCGGCAGAGGCUGCUGAGUUGCAGAGGAUGAUCGCGGUAGAGCAGCAGAAGGCGCAGUUUACGGCUCAGGUGCACAACUUUAUGGAUGUUUGCUGGGACAAGUGCAUAGACAGACCUGGCACAAAAUUGGACUCCAGAACUGAAAGCUGCCUUGUUAGCUGUGUAGAUAGAUUCAUUGAUACAACCCUGUCUAUUACCAACCGCUUUGCGCAGAUGGUACAGAAAGGAGCACAUUGAAUUCAGUCCCAGAUCACAGAUUUCUUAUUAUUGGUAUUAAUCAAUAUGAAGUGUAUUUGCUACCCGGCGCUCCACAACAGAUCAUCUCUUCAAAUGCGUGGAUAAUCUCCAGCAGACCACUUCUGUUAUGACAUUUUGUUUUGUAGAUCUUCAAUACAAACUAUCAGUUUUAGUUGGACAAGUCAACAUCCAUAAAUUUACAUUUUAAUGUAUUUGCUGUCUAAAUAACACGUUGAUUCUCAUCAUGAAUAUGUGAGAAGUUCAGUGUUAUGAAUGUAGAAUAAAUUGAUCGGAAUUCUA
Bombina bombina (fire-bellied toad) is the source of this 657-nucleotide messenger RNA. Its product is annotated as mitochondrial import inner membrane translocase subunit Tim8 A. Lineage: Eukaryota; Metazoa; Chordata; Amphibia; Anura; Bombinatoridae. The coding region runs from base 73 to 357 and encodes 94 amino acids. The transcript has 2 exons. The record is from RefSeq and is a predicted model, not a curated record.